This is a messenger RNA of Fusarium venenatum, 501 nucleotides long. The record is from RefSeq and is a predicted model, not a curated record. Lineage: Eukaryota; Fungi; Ascomycota; Sordariomycetes; Hypocreales; Nectriaceae.
AUGCCUCUAAGCACCUCUCAAGCUCGGCGAUCGACACUGCAGACCCAUAUCAGGAACAAUAUAUGGGAGCCUACCCCUUAUAUUUCGUUCACAUCCUCGCCUGAAGCGCUUGAAAGUUCUGCAAACUUCAGACGAACUCGUCCAUACAGGGAAAACCAGACCGUUGUGGUCAUCGACCCAGUAGAACUCGAUAACCACUACAUCUGCCUUUGGGAAGUCAAAGCGGAAGAGGUCGUCGGACGUUGGUCUUGGGAUGACUUGUCUUUAAACCCGAACUGGUACGAGGAUAUCGUCCUUCCUGCCAUGAGGAAUUUCCGAGAGAAAAGACAAAAGUAUCAAGUCGAAGAGGAGGUGUACGGCCUUUCAAAUGCGCUUAGUGCUCUCGGUUUGAACGAUUUUUUGAGCGAGAGCUCUUCGGGUCACGGUAAUAGCGACCAAGUGGUCCCUAAGAAACUCGAUGGGAGCGGCCCUAUUAGAGAUAAUAUUCGAGCAAACCUCUGA